GCUAGCUCAAUCCGAGAACCGACUCAGAUGAUUACAUAAAUACCCUCCGACCUCUCUCUCUCUCCCAAAAUCUCAGAAACCCUUAAAACCCCGUCUCGCUCACCCAAUUCAAUCCCUACAAAAACCAUCCCCCUCGCAUUUGUAAAACCCUAAUUCGGCAAUGACGAAGGUCUACGGCACCGGCGCGUACGAUUUCAAGCGCCACCACGUGGCCGAGUACCCGGUCCAGCUCGGCGACAAGCCGGUCGAGGCCAAGCCCGGCGGGGCCCUCCCGAACGCAAUUACCUUGUCUGAGAUUCAGCGGGACGAGCUCACCAUGAUCGCCGCCGCCAACUGGUCCAAGGCCGGCGACGCGAAGAAGAGUCCGCCGCCGUUCGAUGCGGAGCUGGUGAAGACGAUUUACGAGACGGAGCUGACUGUGAAGGAGGGGCAGAGGAAGACGGUGCCGUUGCAGAGAGUGAUGAUUUUGGAGGUCAGCCAGUACUUGGAGAACUAUCUGUUUCCUAAUUUCGACGCCGAAACGGCGACCUUUGAGCAUGUUAUGUCCAUGAUUCUUAUGGUGAAUGAGAAGUUUCGAGAGAAUGUGGCAGCUUGGGUGUGCUUUUAUGACCGGAAAGACGCCUUUAAGGGAUUCCUUGGCAGGGUUCUUCGGCUUAAAUCGGAAAGAGAACUAAGUAUAGCAGAGAAGACAAAUUAUCUAGUAUUCAUGAUAAAUGCCUUUCAGAGUCUGGAAGAUGAGAUAGUCAGUGAGACUGUCCUUAGGUUGGCAAGUUUUCAAUCCUGGCACAGUUUGUCGUAUGGUCGUUUUCAGAUGGAGCUCGGUUCAAAUUCUGAUUUGAUCAAGAAAUGGAGAAGGAUGAUAAAGAGGGAAGCCGCAAAACAUGGAGAUUCUUUUAACCCAUCAACUGCACUUGAAGUACAGUUCUUAAGAAACCUCAUUGAAGAGUUCCUGGAGAUACUUGAUUCCAAAGUUAUACCGCAAAAUCAUGGUGUCAACAGAGAAGAUCAAUUUCUUGAUGCUAAUGGAACAGAACACAUUGAUGAUGCUUGUGUUUUGUACUGUGAGAGGUUUAUGGAAUUUCUCAUUGACCUCUUAAGCCAACUGCCCACAAGGAGGUACUUGAGGCCACUUGUUGCUGAUGUUGCUGUUGUUCCCAAGUGCCACUUGAGUGCUUUGUAUAGACAUGAAAAGGGGAAGCUCUUUACUCAACUUGUUGACUUGCUGCAGUUUUAUGAAGGAUUUGAGAUUAAUGAUAAUGUUGGGAAACAACUUACCGAUGAUGAAGUGCUCCAAUCUCAUUACGAUCGCGUGCAAUCCUUCCAGCUGCUUGCUUUUAAAAAGAUUCCUAAGUUGCAAGAGCUUGCAUUAGCUAACAUUGGUUCAAUUGACAACCGAAAUGAUCUCACUAAGAGACUGUCUGUACUUUCUCCUGAAGAAUUAAAGGAUUUGGUCUGUUCAAAGUUGAAACUGAUUUCAAAGAAUGAUCCGUGGUCAUCCAGGAUUGAUUUCCUUACUGAAGUGAUGGUUUCCUUUUUCAAGAGGCAACAGUCUCAAAAAGAAAAAAUAAAUGCUCUUCCACUGUAUCCAAAUGAGCUGAUCAUGUGGGAUGAAAGCCUCGUACCAAGCAUUAAUUACUCUGGAGAAGGUUGUCUGGCUCUUCCAAAACUUAAUUUACAAUUCUUGACGCUGCAUGAUUAUCUCCUCAGAAAUUUUGAUCUCUUCCGUCUUGAAUCAACAUAUGAGAUUCGUGAGGAUAUUCAGGAGGCUGUGCCACAUCUUAAUGCCUGCAUUAAUAGUGAGGGAGAAACUGCUUUCCGUGGUUGGUCAAGAAUGGCUGUGCCGAUUAAAGAAUUUAAGAUCAGUGAGGUAAAACAGCCAAAUAUUGGAGAAGUUAAGCCAGCUGCUGUGACAGCAGAAAUCACUUUUAGUAUUUCCAGCUAUAAAGCACAGGUACGAUCAGAAUGGAAUGCUCUUAAAGAGCAUGAUGUAUUAUUUUUACUUUCUAUACGCCCCUCCUUUGAGCCUCUUAGCGCAGAAGAGGGUGCUAAGGCAAGUGUGCCUCAGAGGCUUGGUCUUCAAUAUGUACGGGGCUGUGAAAUUAUUGAGGUUCGUGAUGAGGAAGGAACUCUAAUGAAUGAUUUCACUGGAAGAAUCAAACGGGAUGAGUGGAAGCCUCCAAAAGGAGAAUUGAGAACUUUAACUGUUGCUUUGGAUACUGCACAAUACUACAUGGAUGUCAGCAACACUGCUUCAAAGGGUGCAGAAGAUGUUUAUGGGACAUUCAAUAUUUUGAUGAGGAGAAAGCCCAAGGAAAACAAUUUCAAAGCAAUUUUAGAAUCCAUUAGAGAUCUUAUGAAUGAAUAUUGUAUCGUCCCUGACUGGUUGCACAAAACAUUUCUGGGCUAUGGUAAUCCCUCUGCCGCACAAUGGACUAAUAUGCCAGAUCUUCUAGAAACGGUAGAUUUUAAAGAUACCUUCCUUGAUGCAGACCAUCUGAAGGAAUGUUUUCCAGACUAUCAGGUUUCCUUUGUUAGUUCAGAUGGUAGAGAAAAUAUGGAUCCAAGGCCUCCUUUUCGAAUAAGGCUUCCUAAGGCGAUCACAAGCAGCACUAAUGCUCUUCCAGGCAAUAAGAAAGCAAAGAUUAGUUCUGUGACUGAUAAGGAGAAAGACAAAUUUGUUGUUGAGGCAUACACCCCUCCUGACCCAGGUCCUUAUCCCCAAGACCAGCCAAGGCAGAACUCAGUUAGAUUUACGCCCACUCAGGUUGGAGCGAUCCUCUCAGGUAUUCAGCCAGGACUAACAAUGGUUGUGGGACCACCUGGUACGGGAAAGACUGAUACAGCUGUGCAAAUUCUGAAUGUUCUCUAUCAUAAUUGUCCAUCUCAGAGAACUUUGAUAAUCACUCACUCGAACCAGGCUCUGAAUGACCUUUUUGAAAAGAUAAUGCAGAGGGAUGUACCUGCACGCUAUCUUCUUCGACUUGGGCAAGGAGAACAAGAGCUAGCAACUGAUCUUGACUUCAGUCGGCAAGGCCGUGUCAAUGCCAUGCUUGUGAGGAGGUUAGAGUUGCUUAGUGAAGUGGAGAGGCUGGCAAGAUCUCUCCAAUUGCCUGAGGAUGUUGGUUAUACAUGUGAAACUGCUGGAUACUUUUGGUUGCUUCAUGUAUACUCGCGUUGGGAGCAAUUUUUGGCUGCUUGUAACGAUAAUAGAAAUAUACAGUCAUUUGUCAAAGAUCGAUUUCCCUUUAAGGAAUUCUUCUCCAAUGCACCAAAGCCAGUUUUUACUGGCGAGUCAUUUGAGAAAGAUAUGCGGGCGGCUAAAGGUUGCUUUCAUCAUCUGAAGACUGUGUUUCAGGAGCUUGAAGAGUGUAGGGCCUUUGAGUUGCUGAAGUCCACAGCUGAUCGAGCAAACUACUUGAUGACAAAGCAGGCAAAGAUAGUAGCCAUGACAUGCACUCACGCAGCUUUGAAGAGGAAGGAUUUUCUUCAGCUAGGUUUCAAGUAUGAUAACUUGCUGAUGGAAGAAAGUGCUCAAAUUUUGGAGAUCGAAACUUUUAUUCCAAUGUUGCUCCAGAGACAGGAAGAUGGUUAUGCACGGCUUAAACGUUGCAUCUUGAUUGGUGAUCAUCACCAAUUGCCUCCUGUUGUCAAGAAUAUGGCCUUUCAGAAGUAUAGCCACAUGGACCAGAGUCUCUUUACAAGGUUUGUUCGUUUGGGCAUUCCUUAUAUUGAACUUAAUGCCCAGGGUAGGGCAAGGCCAAGUAUAGCCAAACUUUACAACUGGAGGUAUAGAGAAUUGGGAGACCUUCCUUAUGUAAAGGAAGAUACCAUUUUCAAUAGAGCAAAUGCUGGAUUCUCCUUUGAAUAUCAGUUGGUAGAUGUACCAGAUUACCAUGAUAGAGGUGAGUCUGCCCCAUCACCGUGGUUCUACCAAAAUGAGGGAGAAGCUGAAUAUGUUGUCAGUGUGUAUAUCUACAUGCGUCUACUUGGCUACCCUGCGAGCAAGAUAUCUAUAUUGACCACUUAUAAUGGCCAAAAGCUUUUAAUCCGUGAUGUUAUCAACAGACGAUGCGCUCCAUAUGACUUCAUAGGCCCUCCCAGCAAGGUUACAACAGUUGACAAAUUUCAGGGUCAGCAAAAUGAUUUUAUAUUGCUCUCUCUGGUGCGUACUCGUUUUGUGGGUCACCUUCGUGAUGUUAGGAGAUUGAUUGUGGCCAUGUCUCGUGCCCGAUUGGGUCUUUAUGUGUUUUGCCGCCGGUCUUUGUUUGAGCAAUGCUAUGAACUUCAGCCUACAUUCCAACUUUUACUUCAGAGACCUGAUCGCCUUGCUCUGAAUUUUAAUGAGACUACACCACACACAGAACGUCACGUUGAAGAAACAGGGCAUGUCCAUCUUGUGAGCAGCGUUGAUGAGAUGAUCAGUAUCUACCAGCAGCUUUAUGUGGUUAAGUUUCAUCAGUAUGUGGCUCCUAUUCAGCAGACCUCUAUGUCUGGGCAGGAUCCUAUGGAUGCAGAUGCUCCUGUAUCUGCUGAUGGGGUGCUAGAAUCAGAACUGGAUAUGAAUGGCCGAAAAGUGGACUCAUCGAUUGAGAAUCAACCAAAUGGGCCGACAGAAAUGGAAACUAGCCUGAAUGAUGCCCAUGUGGCUCCCGAAAGCAAUUUGGACAAAGAGAGAACGGAAGAGUAGUCUGCCCAGUAGUGGGGUUUGUUGUGCUUGGUUGCUAUAUAGAACUCGAAUUCUGUUUCUUGUGUGUUUCGAUGAAAACCAGAUUAAUCUGACUUAGUAGCUACUAGCUAGAGCUGACUUAUGAGGGCUAGCCAGCGACACUUGAGUUUUGUCACUGUGAGAUGGAAAGGACUAAAUUGAGAGAAUGUUGUGUACAGAAGAUUUAACCCAAAAAUUCAUGUACUAAAAUUGAUACUUGUUUAUGGUU
Argentina anserina (silverweed cinquefoil) is the source of this 4934-nucleotide messenger RNA. RefSeq lists its product as uncharacterized. Gene Ontology annotation, molecular function: mRNA binding; helicase activity. The transcript is spliced from 14 exons. The record is from RefSeq and is a predicted model, not a curated record. Gene Ontology annotation, cellular component: catalytic step 2 spliceosome. Gene Ontology annotation, biological process: mRNA splicing, via spliceosome. NCBI's taxonomy places the organism in Eukaryota, Viridiplantae, Streptophyta, Magnoliopsida, Rosales, Rosaceae. The coding region runs from base 161 to 4687 and encodes 1508 amino acids.